This is a messenger RNA of Drosophila kikkawai, 1348 nucleotides long. RefSeq names its product immune deficiency (gene imd). Lineage: Eukaryota; Metazoa; Arthropoda; Insecta; Diptera; Drosophilidae. The record is from RefSeq and is a predicted model, not a curated record. Gene Ontology annotation, biological process: signal transduction. Gene Ontology annotation, molecular function: protein binding.
UUACCGUCCUUGGCCUGCCACCACUAAAUCACAAAGAAACACAAAGACAAAAACCCCAAACUGUGGAAUUUCCGGAGACGAGAGGGCACAUUCAUCGCGGCAAAUUAUCAGCGAACAUCAUGCCGAAGCUCAGGAACCUGUUGCCCACGAUCUUCGGCGGCAAGGAGGCGCCGAAUCAAUCUGAAGGACGUCUUGAAACGGACGCAGCGCCCGUGGACGACAGCGCGGAAGAUAACAAUAACAGCGGAGCCCUGGCGCUGCCCUCUAUCAGCACACCUACUGCAUCCGCCGAUCUCACCGAGUCCGUGCUGCGCGAGCUCAGCGACCCCAACUACAACUCCAUGGACGUGGUGCAGUCCGCCAAUUUUCCAGGAACUGCGCUGACCAACAAUUCGCAAACGAACAACACGAUGAACGUGCAUAGCGCCCAGCAACAGGUGGUCAUGAACUUCUCGAAUGCCAGCGGUCUGCACUUUGGCUCUGUCUACAACAUAAAUCAGAACCUGAGCGCCAGCAGUUCGCGCAAGGGCAGCACAAGUGCCAACGAGGAAGGAGCAGCGAUGACUUUACCGGAGGGCGGCAAGCGCUCCAUGGCCACUCGGAAAACAGUCAGCAUAGUGGCCAUGAUGCAGUCGCAGGAAGAGCCGGAUAUCCGUCUGCUGGACGCCGUGGCCACGCACUUGGGCGAGGGAUGGAAGCAGGUGAUGCGGGAUCUUGGACAGUCGGAGGGACAGAUCGAUCAGGCGAUAAUCGAUCAUCAAAUGCAUGGAAAUAUCAGAGAGGUGAUCUACCAGCUACUGCUGCAGUGGACGCGCAGCGCGGAGAACGGUGCGGCCACUGUUGGACGACUCACCACAGUGCUGUGGGAGUCCCAGCAUCGCGAUUGCGUGCAGAGAAUGAAACUGGUUUGGAAGGCACUGGAGAAGCGCAAGACGAACAGCUAGCCAGAGUCGGUGGGAUACAUUAAACGACCCCGACUAUCAGUGAACACUAUGCAUUCGGAGCAGCCUGUCAUCUCGAUGCCGAACACCUGCCGGAGAGUGGAGAAAGAUUGUGUUACCCUAACCGAAAGAGUGCAGUAAGCAACGGGCAUCGGGCGGAGCAGAGAGGAGAGAGAGGUCAGGCCAUCGGGCGAUGAUAUGCGUGCAAUAUACUUUGUUUAUUAAUCCAACAAACCCUUCGAAUAAGUGCCUAGAUGGUUUGCAUUAACUAUAUUCUUACACCAAGUUUUAAUCUUUAAUAUGUGAUAUAUUGUGCGUUAAAACCGGGAACCCCAGCACUUGAAGUCAGCAUUUUGAAAGCAUUUUUUGUAAAGUGUAUGUCAAAUAAAAGCUUUAUUUUUAUGUAA